Ochlerotatus camptorhynchus is the source of this 1868-nucleotide messenger RNA. RefSeq lists its product as uncharacterized. NCBI's taxonomy places the organism in Eukaryota, Metazoa, Arthropoda, Insecta, Diptera, Culicidae. Gene Ontology annotation, biological process: maturation of LSU-rRNA; maturation of 5.8S rRNA. Gene Ontology annotation, cellular component: preribosome, large subunit precursor; Las1 complex. The record is from RefSeq and is a predicted model, not a curated record. The coding region runs from base 148 to 1848 and encodes 566 amino acids. The transcript is spliced from 3 exons. Gene Ontology annotation, molecular function: endonuclease activity.
CGUGCAGCAUGCUGCUCGACGAUUCACGUGAAAUUUAAACGUUCUCAAAUCUUCUCAACUCAACACAAAUCGGUUAAGUUGUUCAGUUUGUUCAGUGUUUAUUCGUGCUCUAUUAUUAAACUAGUGUCCCCAACAGUAGCUGCUACCAUGAACAUCGAUUCACUGCCAGAGGAAUUUCCUCCGAGCAACAUCGACUCCAAACGAAAGCACUCUACCCAUAUUUCGGCCUGGGCAGACAGGGAGGAAUUCCGAAAUGUCUUCAAUCUCAUCUUCCAACCGAGUAAGUCCGCUCUGGAUUCGAAAACCUCCGCCCUCCAAACGCUCACGGUGUGGAAGAUCCGCCAAAACAAGCAAACUCCCGUCAGUGUCCUCUGUACGAUUGCCAUACUGGAGGCGCAGCUGUACGACGGUAAGUGCCAGCGGGACGGUAAGACGGACAACGCCAGCGAAGUUAAAAGCAUGUACUCGGGAGCGUUCACCCGCUUCAUCAAUCACUUGACGGAGUGCCACCAGCAGAGCGGUGCCGGUCGAAAAGGUACGAUGGCCAAUCGAGUGAAGGAGAUUGGAAUUGAGGGAUUCUUGGUGGAGCUGCGACAUCUGUGUGCCCACAGUUCGUUGUCGAUUGCGGUGGACGUGUUUCGUCGUUCGGCUGAUUAUUGCUUGAACUGGUUGAAGGUGAGCUACUGGAAGCGGGAGCUGGAGCAGAUUCAAAGCUGCGAGAGGAAACAGGUCAAGGGCGAAGGGCUGAGAGGAAAGUUCCUGGAGGAUUUGGAGUACAUUGCAAAGGUUUAUGACGUGGCGACGAAAGCCAUUCAUAAGGGGGCAAAGUCGAUGAGUGGAGCUGAGAAGGAAUUGACACCAGCGCAGUUCCAGCUGCUGCAGGAACAUAGUCGGGCAAACAAGGUUGACCAGUUGAAUUCGGUGGUUUUCGAUGUGCUUCGAUAUCUGUCGGAGAAAAUGAACUUGCCUAGGAACCCGGAAACGGUCCCGACUGUGUGCGAUGUGUUUUUGAAGUGCUGCCAGUAUAUGUUCGAAGCCCCGGUCAGCGGCAAUACCCAAGGGUUGGCCAGUAUCCAUCAGCAGUUCUUCCAGACGUUGGUCGCCAAGGGCUACAUUCAGACGUACUUGGAAAGGUUGUUGGAGGUUUGUGAAGACGAUCAGGAGACGGUCGAGCGUCGGUUAGGGGCCAAGUUUUGGGCUACCGAAGUUGCGUUGGCGUUUCGGUUGCUGAAAAAGUUCAAGAAGUUGCUGAAGGAUGUGCCGGAACGGUCGUUCCAGUUCAACCAGCGGGAACAGACGAGAAAGAUGAGCAAAUCGGUACGAGCGAUCUACCAGAACAAGCUGAGGGUGGAUUUGCACAAUACGAUCAUCCUGGGGAUGUCGGUGAACUGUCCGUGGCAUCUGCGGCUGUCCAGGAGUUAUCUGAUGGAUCGGAUUCUGAAAGUGAAUUCGUACACUAAGGAGAUACUGCCGAUAAUGCUCGCCCUAUCGGAACCGCAUCUGAAACCCUCCCAGCGGGAAACAAUCGAAGCCGCAACGGAAAAGUUCACCAUGAACUACCUGGCUGUCAUAGAGGAUGGCGACGUCCAGGUCGAAUUGACGGCAGACGCAGCCAGCACUGGGAAAACUUCCACACCGAAGCGUCCCAACGUUGCCAGAAGGCAAGAGGCCGGGAAAAUCUACACCAUGGAUGAUGUACUCGAUAGGACUUCCAAGGGAGGGGACGGUAAUUGUAAAAAUGGCGCUCCCAGCGCUAAGAAGCCGAAGCAUUGUGGCGUGUGGUCGGAGGUGGUCAACGAGGACCUCGACUGGGGUAAGUGCCCGCUGGGGAAACUUGUUUGGGAAUAAACGGUUCGCUUCAGUUCGGA